Mauremys reevesii (Reeves's turtle) is the source of this 1787-nucleotide messenger RNA. It is a transcript of the gene WNT3A, whose product is annotated as Wnt family member 3A. Gene Ontology annotation, molecular function: frizzled binding; cytokine activity. NCBI's taxonomy places the organism in Eukaryota, Metazoa, Chordata, Testudines, Geoemydidae. Gene Ontology annotation, cellular component: extracellular region. The coding region runs from base 729 to 1787 and encodes 352 amino acids. The transcript has 4 exons. The record is from RefSeq and is a predicted model, not a curated record. Gene Ontology annotation, biological process: neuron differentiation; cell fate commitment; multicellular organism development.
UUCGUUCAAAGUCUCAGCCGGCCGCUGCGAGGAAAAGGAGAUUUAUGAUGAAGACAAGAGGGUAAAAAAAGACCAGACCGAGCAAGUGAAAACAAACAAACAAACACACACACACACCCAAAAAAUAACCUCACCGAUUUAUGUGUUUUUGCAUUUUAGUAGCUUCUACCCAGGGAGUGAAAUCCGGGCAGGUUGUUAUAGCUACCCUAAUCCACAGGGGUCCCCCCCACGUCUAUUUAAACCCCCUAAAUCUUCCUCCCCCUUUUAAAAACUACAUUUUAUCUCUGGCUUGUGGGCCAACGUGCCCCUAAUGAGUAUUAAAACACUAUCUUCUCGCAAUUAGCUCAUUCCUGCCUUCCCGCUCCUGAUUGACAGAGCAAGCAGAAGCAUCAGAAUUUUCCCUUUGGCAAUAAGUGCUGAUUGGGUCCUUCUAAAGAGAGCUACUUCCAACUUUUUUUUUUUUUAAUAUUUGCCUUCAGUGUCUUGGCUGAGAGAAGAGUUUUUUACCUCUGCGAUUUUUUUUUUCUCGAGAGGAGUUGGGGAAGGAAGAGAGAGGAUUAUUUACCUGCUUGGGCUGAGCUACUUUGAUUUGAUUUGGUUUUUUAUUAUUAUUAUUAUUUUAUUUUAUUCAAACAAUCCUCGUAAAGCAGAAGAAAGGAAAGUGUUGGCAACUCUGGUUGAAUAAAAAAACAACAACAACACCCCAAACUUUUCAUUAACUUUUGGCGAUGGGCUGUUUUGGAUAUUUGCUGUUUCUUUGUGGGUUGAGUCGAGCUCUGUCAAGUUACCCAAUCUGGUGGUCCUUGGCCAUCGGUCACCAGUAUUCCUCCCUGGGGACUCAGCCCAUCCUCUGCGGCAGCAUCCCAGGGCUGGUCCCGAAGCAGCUGCGCUUCUGUCGGAACUAUGUGGAGAUCAUGCCCAGCGUGGCGGAGGGGGUCAAGAUCGGGAUCCAGGAGUGCCAGCACCAGUUCCGUGGGAGGAGGUGGAAUUGCACCACCGUCAAUGACAGCUUGGCCAUAUUUGGGCCUGUGCUAGAUAAAGCUACCAGGGAGUCGGCCUUCGUCCACGCCAUCGCCUCCGCGGGUGUUGCUUUUGCGGUGACCAGAUCCUGUGCCGAGGGCUCAGCCACCAUCUGUGGCUGCGAUACCCGCCACAAGGGACCCCCCGGGGAAGGCUGGAAAUGGGGAGGCUGCAGUGAAGACGUGGAGUUUGGGACUAUGGUGUCUCGAGAGUUCGCGGACGCCCGGGAGAACAGGCCGGAUGCUCGGUCAGCCAUGAACAGGCACAACAAUGAAGCUGGGAGAACAUCCAUUAUUGAUCACAUGCAUCUGAAGUGCAAAUGUCAUGGUCUGUCAGGCAGCUGUGAGGUGAAGACAUGCUGGUGGUCCCAGCCAGACUUCAGGGUCAUCGGUGACUAUCUCAAGGACAAGUAUGACAGUGCUUCUGAAAUGGUGGUGGAGAAGCAUCGGGAGUCCCGUGGCUGGGUCGAGACGCUCAGGCCCAAGUACAACUUCUUCAAGGCCCCAACUGAGAGAGACCUGGUUUACUAUGAGAACUCACCAAACUUUUGUGAGCCGAACCCCGAGACGGGCUCCUUUGGGACCCGCGACCGGAUCUGCAACGUCACCUCCCACGGGAUAGACGGAUGCGACCUUCUGUGCUGCGGCCGCGGGCACAACACAAGGACUGAGAAACGGAAAGAGAAGUGCCACUGUAUCUUCCACUGGUGCUGCUACGUCAGCUGCCAGGAAUGCAUACGAGUCUACGACGUUCACACGUGCAAGUAA